This is a messenger RNA of Coccinella septempunctata (seven-spotted ladybird), 3821 nucleotides long. RefSeq names its product cilia- and flagella-associated protein 70-like. Bases 41 to 3499 code for a protein of 1152 amino acids. The transcript has 19 exons. Gene Ontology annotation, biological process: cilium assembly; cilium movement. Gene Ontology annotation, molecular function: protein binding. The record is from RefSeq and is a predicted model, not a curated record. NCBI's taxonomy places the organism in Eukaryota, Metazoa, Arthropoda, Insecta, Coleoptera, Coccinellidae. Gene Ontology annotation, cellular component: extracellular exosome; motile cilium.
AACAUAUCUGCCAAAGAUGUCAAAUAGUUUUACUUAAAAAAUGUCCAAGGAUAAAAAGAAUAAAGCUAGUACCGCUGUGAAUGAAUUUAGAGUUUCUCAAACUAAUAGUGAACUAAUAGAAAAACCCAAAAUCGAGGAAGAGUUUGAGAAACCUAAGGAUGGUCGUGCGAUAGAAAUUAUUCUGGAUGUAAUUGAGAAUGUGAAAGCAUUCCACCAAGUUUGCUACGUGCAUGUGAAAAGUGAAUACAACGGAAAGGUAGUAGACGUUUCUGAAAAAACUCUCAUAAUCGAUGAGAAAGUCAAGUUGAAUUGGUGCUUUUACAUAGACGUUGAUGUUCUAUGUGAUAAGGAUCUGGAUGACCUAGUAUCGAAACCAUUAAUAUUUACAAUAUACCAAACCCCCGGAGACUUCGACCCAGAGUUCUUCAACCAGAUGCACCUGUUCGAAGAGAUAGGCCACGAUUCCAAAUCGUCUUUCGAUAGCGCCAUCAGCGUCUACGAACUGUUCACCGGAGAGGUGGUUGAGGACAAGGAAACGGUGAAGGAGUUCUCCAAAACCAAGAAGACGAGGCGUAUCUCCGAGGAGCACAGCGCCGAGAGGCUGGUUUCUAAGGAAGACCUCAGUUCAACGCCGAAGGAAAAAUCUAAGUCGAAGAAAUCCGACAAGUCUUCCACGAAAUCUAAGAAGAUUGAGGACCCGGACGCGGCUCCUUCCCCAUCUAAACUCUCGCAGAAGAUGGAAGAAAAUUCGGUUGUGAUUGGUAUGGGGACCAUGGAUAUGCUACCCCUGAUUCUAGGUAAUCAAAAAUUCGAUGCUUCUGUUGAUCUCAAGCCUCUAGUCUCGUACGAUGACGAUAGAAUGAUGACCUUCAGAAACAUUCCGAAGAUGUGUGUUACAGUGCUCAUAGACAAGCCAAUUGAAUUUCCGAUGAAACCCACCAUUCUCGGCUUCACUGUUGAAAGUAUCUUCAAUAUACCACAGGCUAUGUCUUCGCCGGAAAUGGAAUGUAGGAUUUGCGCCUGGGUACCUUUCACGGAUAAUUUCGAUAUGAAACAGAUUUUUGGAAAUUCGGUUUUUAUAUCUGAAGAUAUUGAGUACCAAAUGAAAGCAUGGCCUAACAUUCCUGUCAUUGGGGAUAAUGUAAACGCUACCAAAUAUAGGAUCAGACGAGAGUUCGACAACGUGAGAUAUAACUCGUCGAAAAGCAUCAGUUCGGUAAUAAAAAAGAACAAUCCAAAACUUGUUUAUAAUUACAUAAGAAGGAAUAUAAUGACGGAUCUGAACAAAACAGUCCUGCAUAAUUAUCUGCUGAGAUACAGAUACAUACUGUUGGAAAUUUAUCUGGCCGAGAAGGAUGUGCUUCCUCCUUUAGAUGCAGAUGAAGGUCCUAAGAGGUCAUCUACCAAAGUAGAAACGAAAAAGAAGGGGAAAUCUUCGGGUUUCCUCCAUCUCAUGGCACUAGUAGACAUUUCCUCCUUGGUGUAUCCUGGCGUUACCAGUACAAGGGUAGCCUGUCAAUUAUCGACGUAUCAUGAGAAAGAAGUUCUCAGAGCCACUGGCAUACAAGACUCCUUUUUCUUGCCCAAGCCAAAAUCGACCGAGAAUCUACAUCAGGUUAGCGACAAAUCUCUCAAGAAGGUUGAACACGAGAAGGAUAAGGGCCUCAAGAGAAAACAGGAUGCGUCGAACACAUCAAUAUCCACCAAAAAGGGGGGUAACAAAACUGAUCGUUCUACGGACGAUAAUUUGAAGAAUACUCUACCAUUGCCACCAACUCCCGAAGUGGAAGAAGAACCCAGUAUGAAGAUUUUCAACGAGAACGGAGAUCCAACAAUAAUAAUAAUAGAAAUUGAAAUAGCUGAACCACUUGUGAAAGCCAGACCAGCUGAAGAUUUAAUCACAAGUCUGAAGGAACUGAUUCCCGUAAAACCCAUCCUCCCUAAAACCGCCCUUAGUAUCAAGGUGGUGGAGGAGAAUUAUAAGCAAGUGAUACAAGAUAUGGGUUUGAAUUUGAACGAGCACUUCACCAAAUACAUUCAGGAGAAGAAAAUUUGUCACUGUUCUUCCCAGGCCGACUUUUUGACAUACCUACGUCGCAUAGGCGUCUACCAAAAAUACAUAAUCACCCUCAGGAAAGCGAUAGCGGUGUUGAUCAGCAAGAAAUACGACGUUUUGGAUUUCGCGUUCAGAAGAAGCAGCAAGAAACACCAGGACCUCAUAGGAAAAUUCUUCGUUUACUUGGUCUCUCGAAUGAAUACGAUUCUGAACAAGCAGAAUUGCGCCAUAACCGCGCGCUUCAUGGAGGGCCUUUCUUCCAUGGACGCAACGCUUUUCUACGCCAAAGAAUCCUGCGAGUUGAAGCGGUACACUUGUGCAGAGAAAUAUUUCAUGGAGCGACUAUGUCUUCAAGAAGACAAUCCUGAUGUUUGGUUCGACUACGCUCUAUUCCAGAUUGAAAUGGACAGUCCAGAACUUGCAUUCGAAUAUUUGAAAGAGGCUCUAUCGAAAAGACUGGAUCAUACAAACAGCUUAGUAUUGUACGGUAUUCUUCUAACGGAGAAGGGAAAAAUGUCUGAUGCUGAAACAUGCUUCAUGACCGUCCUAGUUCAUCGACCAAGAUGGGUUGAAGGAUGGGGAAUAUUAUUCCUGUUCUAUCAGAAGAAUAAAAACGCUGGAGGAAUGGCUUUCGCAGAAGAUAUGGCGAGGCAAUAUUUAAACGACGAGAGAACUGAGCAAGAUUAUUUCAUGAAGAAUGACGAACUGAUUUGGACUUCAGAAAUAUUACCCCGAACUGUCUUCUUCAAAACGGCAGUGGUACUUUUGAAACUGCGCAUGUAUUAUUGGGUCGAGGAUGCUUUAGCGUUCGAAAUAGCAUCACAUCCUGGCAAGGUGAAUUACCUGUUAGCUGUAAUAUGCUUCUUUCAAGAAAAUUACGACCACGCUUUGGACCAUCUGAAAGAAGCCAAAUUGAUUGAAGGAUGGAAUUAUGCUGUAGUUGCACUGACUGGCCACUGCUUAGUGUGGAAACAUGAGUACGAAGCAGCAAGAGAAGAGUUCUUCUACGUCUUGAACGCUUUCGAUAGACCGGACGACAUACAUAUGUUGUAUAUAGAUACCGCCAAAGUUUUGAGUAUUUUGGGCAAAGAACAAGAAGCCAGACAAAUUAUGCUACUCGCGUGUAAAAGCAACCCAACCCCAUAUACCUGGACAAUUGCUGGUACAUUUUUCUACAACGAAAAUGAUUUUUUGAGUGCUGAAGAAUGUUUUACCGAAGCCAACAUCUGCAACAACCGUAUUCCUCAAGUUUGGGCAUUUCUCACCCUAAUCAAUUUGAAACUGGAUAGAGAAACUGAAGCGGAACUUUGUUAUCAACAGGCAAUGAAGAAUGAGCUUGAUGAUGCAUCACUCAUAUUUGCUAUAGCGGAAGAAAUUGCCAGUUUUCAAAAACGAAAUUAUGAAUGUGAUGCCCAGUUUACAAUAGGGCAGGAAAUGUUUUGAACUUGAUAUUUAUAAUUGUUAGUUUACGAAAAAUAAAUGAAUUCAUGUAAAGUAUGUUUAUUUUGUAUAUUUGGAUCACAAUAAAUUUCAUUAAAAAUAAUUACUGAUCAAAAGAGAACUACAACAAUUUUGAAUAACUUACAAAAAUACAAAUACUUCAGUUAAAGCUAUAUAGUCGUAAAAACUUGAAUAAAUAAUAACAAAUAUUAGAAUUUUGUAAUAUGCUUAACAAGAUUAAAAUUAAAUGUACGAAAAUAUACUUCGUGAUAUUUUUUUGAUUAUCCAUAGAAGGGCAUUUUGAAAUCAUUAUGUGGGAUACUUC